AUGAGGGAACUUUUUACCGUGCCUUCAGGUCUUCUGAUGCAACAGGACUUUAUUUCACCAGAAGCGGAGUGUGAACUACUGAAAGUCUUCGCUCAUCUCGAAUGGCCAACGUUGCCCGGCCGACGGUCUCUUCAUUUCGGUUACACAUUCAGCUAUAAGACAUUCGGCAUUGACCAUGACAUCCCCUUCAGAGCCUUUCCUGACUGGCUCGUUCCAGUCCUGCCUCAAAGAGAGGACAGGCAACCCGACCAGGUUUGCCUACAGCACUAUCCUCCGGGGGCUGGUAUCCCGCCUCAUGUCGACACACAUAGCGCAUACGAUCAGCUCUAUUCGUUGUCGCUGGGCUCGGCAGUAUGCAUGCAGUUCCGCAACGGCGAGUCAGGUGACAAGGUUGAAGUAGACCUGCCGCCGAGAAGCCUGCUGAAGCUGAGCGGUGAUUCAAGAUUGCACUGGACCCAUGGUAUCAGAGCUCGCAAGACGGACACACUGGCCGAUGGAACAAUACGACCGAGGCAAGACCGGUGGAGCAUCACAUACCGGUGGCUGCGAGAAGAAGCUACAUGUGAAUGCGGGAACGAGAAGCUGUGCGAUACUGCACAAAGCCGACGGGGCAUCGCAAGAGCAUACAGAUGGCAGAAGCCGAGCACUGACACUGAGGACAAGGAGCCGUGA
Molecule: messenger RNA, 672 nt
Organism: Metarhizium album ARSEF 1941
Lineage: Eukaryota; Fungi; Ascomycota; Sordariomycetes; Hypocreales; Clavicipitaceae
Product: Oxoglutarate/iron-dependent oxygenase
Exons: 1
Coding region: 1-672 (223 amino acids)
Biological process (GO): oxidative demethylation
Molecular function (GO): demethylase activity; oxidoreductase activity
Source: RefSeq, a predicted model, not a curated record